Messenger RNA from Vicugna pacos (alpaca), 4591 nucleotides. It is a transcript of the gene ABHD5, whose product is annotated as abhydrolase domain containing 5, lysophosphatidic acid acyltransferase. Gene Ontology annotation, biological process: positive regulation of triglyceride catabolic process; phosphatidic acid biosynthetic process; negative regulation of triglyceride storage. Gene Ontology annotation, molecular function: carboxylic ester hydrolase activity; lysophosphatidic acid acyltransferase activity. Gene Ontology annotation, cellular component: lipid droplet; mitochondrion. Lineage: Eukaryota; Metazoa; Chordata; Mammalia; Artiodactyla; Camelidae. The record is from RefSeq and is a predicted model, not a curated record.
CAUGCGCAGACGGCGGCGGCCUUAAGGGCGGCAUUGGUUCGCGGCGUUCUAGUCGGCCUGUCAGCCGGCCUGAGGAGCGGUCUCAACGCAGCGCGCGACGGUGGCCAUGGCGGCGGAGGAGGAGUUGGACUCUCCUGACGCCGAGGAGAGGUCGGGCUGGCUAACUCGUUGGCUUCCCACGUGGUGCCCUACAUCAACAUCACACCUUAAAGAAGCUGAAGAGAAAAUUUUAAAAUGUGUCCCCUGCACAUACAAAAAAGGACCUGUUCGUAUAUCUAAUGGAAAUAAAAUAUGGACACUGAAGCUCUCUCAUGCUAUUUCAAAUAAGACUCCACUUGUCCUCCUCCAUGGUUUUGGAGGAGGUCUUGGACUCUGGGCACUGAAUUUUGGAGAUCUUUGCACCAACAGACCUGUCUAUGCUUUUGACCUGCUGGGCUUUGGACGCAGUAGUAGACCCAGAUUUGACAGUGAUGCAGAAGAAGUAGAGAAUCAGUUUGUGGAAUCCAUUGAAGAGUGGAGAUGUGCCCUGGGAUUGGAGAAAGUGAUCUUGCUUGGACACAACCUGGGUGGGUUCCUGGCUGCUGCUUACUCACUGAAGUACCCAUCAAGGGUUAGUCAUCUUAUCUUAGUGGAGCCUUGGGGUUUUCCUGAGCGACCAGACCUUGCUGAUCAAGAGAGACCAAUUCCAGUUUGGAUCAGAGCCUUGGGAGCAGCACUGACUCCCUUUAACCCUUUAGCUGGCCUCCGGAUUGCAGGACCCUUUGGUUUAAGUCUAGUACAACGUUUAAGGCCUGAUUUCAAACGGAAGUAUUCUUCAAUGUUUGAAGAUGAUACUGUGACAGAAUACAUUUACCACUGUAAUGUCCAGACUCCGAGUGGUGAGACUGCAUUCAAAAAUAUGACCAUCCCUUACGGCUGGGCAAAAAGGCCGAUGCUCCAGCGGAUUGGUAAGAUGCAUCCUGACAUUCCAAUUUCAGUGAUCUAUGGCGCCCGGUCCUGCAUAGACGGCAACUCUGGCACCAGCAUCCAGUCAUUACGACCACAGUCAUAUGUAAAGACCACAGCCAUUCUUGGGGCGGGGCAUUAUGUGUAUGCAGAUCAACCAGAGGACUUCAACCAGAAAGUGAAGGAGAUCUGUGACACUGUGGACUAAGCACACAGAAGGUGACGUGGGAACCCCCACGGCUGACACAGCUCCUCAGCAGUGAUUGGUGGUCAGCAGGGAAGAGUAAGGAACACGAGAACCAGGCAGUCUUCUUGACUGUACUUUGCAUGUUUUCUUUAUGAAGUUGCUCGCAACUUUACACCAGUUAGUGCCUUCUAGAAGGAUGACUUUCCUUUCUCCUACACAAAAUCAGAAUAUACAGGAGUCUCCAAAUCUACUAGCUUUAAUAAAAGGUUAUUUGUCCCUCUGCUAUACUGAAAAAUUUUAGUUUUUCAACUGAAAUUUUUUUAUUCCUAUCUAACUUUGCUAUGUCAGGUACUUUUUAUAUUAUAGUCUAUAUUGCCAAUUCUAAGAAGUAAUUUCUGGGUUUAUUAUUUUAUAUACUUUUAAAGGUGCACUUUAUUUUCUUUGCUUAUAUUUACCACGUCUGAUAACUGAUGCAGUUAUUCAAAAGUCAAUGUGUUUUCAUGUAAAAAUUUGUCACUUUCUUAGAACCCUUCGCUUCAUUUUUGAUUAUGGAGUGACGAGACAGGGUUUUGUUUAAAAAGCUGGGAGCUGAUCACUAGCAUUGAUUUUGCUGAUUUUCCUCUGUUCUCUAUUUAAGCCUUAAAGCCCUAUUCAGCAUUUUAAAUAUGAUCCAUCCUGACAUAACUGCAACAGCCUAAGUCCUUGGAAUCUUCUGUGUGUGGCACAUUCUACACUUUCAGGGGAACAGAACAUUCAUACUUAAGUGAUUCGAGUACUGAAAAGCCUUAACUGAAAGUCUGUUCUCUCCCCACCCUCCGCAUUAAUACUGUUUUUCUUUUCUAUGAGCCAGGAUGCAGCAGAAGGAACAGAUUUCCUCACCGAGGGAAUAUUAAGACUGUUACUUUCCAGUAAGCUAAGUCAUGUAUUUCCAUCUAACUCUGAUACAUGGGUGCUAAAACUGGAUUACAUUUUUACCACUAAAAUAUAAUCAUCAUUGGUGCUGUUAUUAUGUCUCAUGGCACCAGAAAUCAGCUAGCACUUUUUUUUUAAAGAGUUUUGCAUUGAUUAAAUAACUUACAUACUUGAAGUUAUAGUAUAAAAUUUCUAUAAGGUUGAUUGAACUGUGUGACAAGAACUACCAUCAAGUGUAGCACUUCCUUGCUGUUUUAAUACAAGGAAGACUUCUUUGAAACUGUGAAAAAGCUCCAUGUGGUAACUGGCUGCUGAGAAGACCCUCUGCACAAAAAAAUUGAAUGAGAUGGUCACCAUCAAGGCACCUGGGCCUUAUAUUUUGCUAAUGUUGCUCGUCUAGCAGAAAGGUGGUUAUGUAAAUAAAAAACAGUGAACUAGAGCAAAUAAUGACUUAAUGGUUUUGAUUGUUGGCAUUUUUUAAAUGAUUAGUUAGGAAAGUUUUAGCUGUUAGGAAGUGUAAGGUUGUAUCACUGUUGAUUAACUGUGAGAAAGGCUGAAUGUUCUGUUUUCAACAUUAUCUCCCCUACAGAAGAAUAGGCAAAUUAUACUGAAGCAAGACAGAUAGCUUCCCUCUGAGCAAUUUGUCUCACUUGUUGGAGGAACUAGGUAUCUCUACCUUGAGAACAAAAGUAGCCUUUACUUUUUAGUGUCUUAGAUGGCCAGAGUCAAACCUAUAUGUUCUGCAAAUAGUUUGAGUAAUAUUUUAGUAUUUUUAUUUGAUACAAUGUCCAGUCUCUUAAUUCUCCUUUGCUGGGUGAAUGACAAUUUUCAAUUGUGCAGGAGAGUUUCUGUGCAGGAAACUUGGUCCUGACCCUUGGAGGGAAGUUAACUGGCUUCCCUUAGUCAAUGGGGCUUCUGGCCAGAGAUAUGCCAAGUGAUUCAGUGAAAAGAUGGACCCAGAUGUCAAGUGGAACUUACUUUCCUAUCGACUGAUUUUGCUUUAUUUGAAAAGCAUUGUUAUAAUUCUCUUUGAAAGUCAAAUUUUACCUUGAGCUAUUAUAUAUGUAAUUUUGUGAAGAUGAAGUUAGCACAGAAGGUCAUAAUCCUUGAACUCUUAAAAAUACAAUGAGUCUUAAUAUUGUCUUUUUUUUAAAGAAUCUAUUACGGUAUUUGAUCUUUGCUAAAUUAUGCACGGUGUGUUUUAUUUUACAUAAUAGAUUUACUGUGAUAGUCACAAUUAGAAGGAAUAUAUUUUCUUGAGCCAUAAGUAUGGCCCUGUCUGUUUACACUAGUUAUUAUAGGACCACGGACCCAGUGAGUGGGCAUUCUAAGAGAAGGCUGCUCUGCAGUGUUAUGACCUCCAUCUGUGGCUUUACCUGUAUCCAUCCACCCCCUAGUAUGAUUUCUGUUUUCUUCUAAAACUAAUUUUUAAAAUAACAGCAACAAAAACACAAACUCUAGUUUGCCUAGAAUUUGUUUCAGAAUAUUAUUUAGAAACACUUUUGAAAUGUCUUCAUUCAUAUACAUAUAUAUUUAUAUUUAAAGGACAUAGUAGAUUCCAAUAAAACAAGGUUUUUUCCUGCAUACAGGUAUUGUGAAGAAUAAACAAUAAUAGCCAGAGAUCCCUAGUAAAGAGCCAUGGGAAGGAGGGGUAACCCUACUAGAUAUUAUAACAUAUUAUAUACAAUUUAAAGAAAGUCCAGGAAUUUAGUAUAUGAUAAAGGAAGCAUCUUUAUUUAUGAAAGAAAAGACUUUAAAAAGGGUGUUGAAACAAGUGUUGUUAACCAUAUGGAAAAUAAUAACAUUGAAUCCAUUUCUCACACUAUGCACAAGGAUAAAAUCUGAAUGGAUUAGAGACCCACUUGAAAAAACGAAACUUUCGUAGGUGAAUUCCUUUAUAAUCUGAGAGUGGGGAAAACUUUCCUGUGCCUGAAAAUCCAGAAGCAAUAGGAGUUUAUAUCUUUAACUGAAAGUAAGAGUUUUGGAUGGCCAGAAAAAGCGAAGUUAAAGAAUAAAUGAUAAACUGGCAAAAAUAUUUGCAACAUUUGUCACAAAGGGCUAAUAUAUUGAAGAAUUUCUAAACUUUGAGAAGAACCAGAAAGAAUGGGCAAAAAGCUAUGAACAGUUCACAGAAAAUAAAAUGCAGAUGGCCCUUAAACAUAAGAAUUUGCAUAAUAAAAGAAAUGCAAAUGAAAAAUACUGAGCUACCAUUUCUUACCUGUCAGAUCUGGAAAAGUCCAAGUUACACUGUGUACUCUGUUGGUGAGACAAUAGGGCAACAGGCACUCUCAGGAGUACAAAUUUCUGUGGAUGGGAUUUGUUAACAACUAGCAAAGUUAAAUAUGAGUUUAUGCCUCAACCUUACAGUCUCACUUCUAAGAAAUCUACCUAAGGUGUCCUCUUGAAAGUAUAAGAUGAUGUCUGCACAAAGAUCUUCACUACAGUACUAUUUAUAACAGCUGAAGAGUGGAAGCCACCCAGGUCUUCAUCUAGAGGGGUUUGAUGGGAGAAACUCAGGUAUGUUUCACCGCUGAAAAUAAAAAAAAA